Messenger RNA from Entamoeba histolytica HM-1:IMSS, 1350 nucleotides. RefSeq names its product RhoGAP domain containing protein. The record is from RefSeq and is a predicted model, not a curated record. Gene Ontology annotation, molecular function: GTPase activator activity. The transcript has a single exon. Bases 1 to 1350 code for a protein of 449 amino acids. Lineage: Eukaryota; Evosea; Mastigamoebida; Endamoebidae. Gene Ontology annotation, biological process: signal transduction.
AUGAAAAAACUAUUUUAUUCAUCAAAGAAUUCUGAAACAUUAACUUCUACAUAUUAUAACUUAAAUGAACGAAUUAAAUGGGAAACUCCAUUAUUAUUUUCCAAUAUUUUUCAUGCAUUUCAAACAUUAUUUUCUACUGGUGAUUUAUUUUUUAGUUGCAAUGAUACUUUGACAAUGAUUAUUGAACAAGCUCAAAAAGCAAAACAAAAUUAUGUUAUAAAAAAUGUAGAACCAAAACCAAAUGUAUUAUAUUGUGGUACUAAACUAAAAGAGAUAUUAGAAUCUGAAGGAAGACCUUAUUAUCAAUUACCUCGUAUAAUAGAAAAUAUAUUAAUUUAUUUAUAUAAUAAAGGAUGUACUACCCAUGGAAUUUUUAGAGAAACUACUAAUGCUUCUAUUAGAGACGUUGAAGAAAUUUAUCAUCGAAUGGGUGUUACUGACUUUGAAGAUCUUCCACCUGAUGUUGUUGCUAAUGUAUUUAAAAAGUUUUUAAGAGAAAUGAAAGAAAAAGUAUUUCCAUAUGAAGUUUCAAUGUAUUUAUUAAAAGAAUGGCAAAAAGGAAGAGCAAAAACAAGAACAACUGCAGCAGAAAAAAGAAAAGUUGUAUUAGAAGGAUUAAAGAUGAUGCCACCAGAAAAUGUGACGUUAUUAAGAAGUAUUUUGAAGUUAUGUAGUAAAAUUGAUUCAAUGUCUGAUAUAAAUGCAAUGACUAAUAAAAAUUUAGCUGUUUGUUUAGCACCAACUUUAAUGACAGUUAGUGAAGAUGUAAAUUCAAAAACAUUAGAUUUAAAAUCUGGAGGAGAAAUUGUUGGAUGUAUUGAAGUUAUUACUUUUAUUUUAGUUGAUUAUCCUCAUAUUUAUCCAAAUGACGUUGAUGUUAAUGUUACUCGUAGAUCAAGGAGAAUGUCUCAAAGACUUGCCACUUGUCUUGCUGAAGGAAUGAAUGAAGAAGAAGAAAUUUAUAAAGGAAUAGAACAAAUAAAGAAAGGAACACAAGAAGAAUCUGACAUUGUAGAGUCAAGAGAAGAAAUAGUACGCCCUUUAAUUCCUAAACCAUUGUUAGAUGAUAUUCGUAUGGUACCUCCAAUGUUAAAAGAAACAAAACAAAAUGAAGUAAAUAAAGAAAAUGAAACUUCUUUAUUAAAAAAGAGAUGUUUUGCUGUGAAUUUAACUCAACAAGACAAAAUAGAGUUGUUAGAAGAUAAUAGUACUAGUCAUGAAAAAGAUAGUGAGAAUAAUUGUACUGCUAACUAUGAUAUCUCUCAUCCACCACCUGUUCCUCCUAGAAGAGGGAAUUUAAAACAAAAACCAUUAGUUUGUCCCAAUUCAUCUAACGUGAAUAUAAAUUAA